UUAAAAAAACUUUGGUUAUAUAAUACUCAAAUUACCUAAAGUGUAUGUUAUUGUAUUCUUAUGACGUACCAAAAUGAAUAAUGAAGAAAUUGUUAAAAAAAUGAUGAAAUGUAUUAAUUUUUCGGCAAUAAAACACCGAAAUCAACGGAGAAGUGAUCCUCAAUCUACGCCUUUUAUUAAUCAUCCAAUUGGUGUUGCAUAUAUUUUAACAAAUGAAGGCGAUAUCGGCGAUUUGGAAGUAAUCCAAGCAGCACUUUUACAUGAUACCGUUGAAGAUACAAAAACAACAUUUGAAGAACUUGAAGAACAUUUUGGUCCAACUGUAACGCAUAUUGUUAAAGAAUUAACCGAUGAUAAGUCAUUACCAAAAGAAGAACAAAAUCGUUUACAAAUUGAACGUGCGAGACAUUCCAGUCAUCAAGCAAAAUUGGUAAAAUUAGCUGAUAAAUUAUAUAAUUUACGUGAUAUUGAACGUGCAAUACCUCGGGGAUGGUCUCGUUCACGAGCAUAUGAAUAUUUUUUAUUUAGUAAAAAGGUUGUGGAUGGAUUACGGGGCACGAAUGAAGGUAUAGAAAAAGAAUUAGAUAAGCUAUUUAGAAAAUAUGGUUUAAUACCCUAAUAAUUUUCGUCAAAAUAAUAGCAAUAAUCAAAAUAACAAUAGCAUAAAUAUAUUUUCCACAUAAAGUUGUGUACUUGCGUUUAAAAAAUGUCAAUUCGUGAAAUAAAUAAAUAAAAAUUUUAAAGAAACAUACACAACUUUUUGACUAGAAUUAUAGACUUAUAGCAUAAAUAUGAUGAAAUAGUUAUAUUUCCUGUGUUCG
Molecule: messenger RNA, 821 nt
Organism: Chrysoperla carnea
Lineage: Eukaryota; Metazoa; Arthropoda; Insecta; Neuroptera; Chrysopidae
Product: guanosine-3',5'-bis(diphosphate) 3'-pyrophosphohydrolase MESH1-like
Exons: 2
Coding region: 74-619 (181 amino acids)
Molecular function (GO): guanosine-3',5'-bis(diphosphate) 3'-diphosphatase activity
Source: RefSeq, a predicted model, not a curated record